Molecule: messenger RNA, 162 nt
Organism: Helobdella robusta
Lineage: Eukaryota; Metazoa; Annelida; Clitellata; Rhynchobdellida; Glossiphoniidae
Exons: 1
Biological process (GO): protein transport to vacuole involved in ubiquitin-dependent protein catabolic process via the multivesicular body sorting pathway
Cellular component (GO): ESCRT-0 complex
Molecular function (GO): protein binding
Source: RefSeq, a predicted model, not a curated record
AGAAAAGUUAUCGCACUUUAUGAUUUUCAGAGUGAACAUCAGGGAGAUUUAAACUUCAGAGCCGGUGAAGUGAUAAACGUACUGAAAGAGGUUGAUGAUGAUUGGCUGCUGGGGAACAUUCACAACCAAACAGGAAUUUUUCCAAAAAAUUUUGUUUUCUAA